Thlaspi arvense is the source of this 1344-nucleotide messenger RNA. Lineage: Eukaryota; Viridiplantae; Streptophyta; Magnoliopsida; Brassicales; Brassicaceae. The record is from the annotation of a GenBank genome assembly.
UUGGUGUCGCAUACAGCUCUUUAUUAUUUCAAUUUAAAUAAAAAAAAAGAAGCCGAAGUAUCAAAAAUAUUUUAGAAAGAGAGAACAAAACAAAAAAGGCUGAAAGAAGAAGUUUCCGAGAAGAGAUUAUUCAUAUCAGAGAAAAGUUUAGAGUGGAGUUUUUGAUUCUCUUGCUCGUCCGCUUCUUUCUGAUUACCUUUCUGUGAAGAUGAUGGUAGUUAACAGUUUCGAUCUAUGGCAAAAAGAUGUUUUCUUCUCCGCAGCUGAGGAAGUUCAGAAAUCUGCAGAUAUAAUGGAGUCUGCUUAUAGAUUGUGGAUUAGAGAGAAGAAAGAUGAUGUUUUUAAGGAACUUCAAGCUGCUUUGGGUACAGCAAAAUGGCAGUUGGAAGAGUUUGAGAAGGCAGUGAGAUUAAGCCAUAUACGGUGUGGGGAUGAUUCAACAUCGACACGCCACAAACAGUUCGUUGCAGCUAUGGGAAACCAGAUUCAUCGCGUAGAGACCUCUCUGCAAGAGGCUUACAGUGAGAAUGGCAAAGAACCUCUCCGUUGGGUUAAUCUCAGUGCCGAGGAGCGAGACGACUUGGCCAUGUUUCUCUCUGGAUCCUCUGAAACCUCAAAGAGCUCUGAAUGCGUCAUAGACAUCGAAGAGAGUGAUAAACCGGGAAAUGCAGAUGCUAGGAUACGCCAAGGAGGGACUAGAAGAACAUGGAGCUCACCAAAUUUCAAUUCUUUAAGGAUUGUAGUUCCUGGUGAUGACGAAGAAGAAGAAGAACAGGAGAAGAAGACAUCGGUGGCACAAGUCGCAUCCACUCCCAAAGUAAAAGGAACUAAGUCUGUAUUGUGGAUGCAGAGACUUCCUGAUCAUAAUCAACUCUUUGACAAGAUGGGUUGCUUGAGAAAUCCGAUACGCAUACCGUUUACUCACCCAAUCAAGCUCACUGUUUCCUUAAUGCUAAUGGUGUUUCUUCUAUGUGAUACCCUUCGUAGUGUAUUCUUCUUGAGAAUUCAAAUUCCAGUCAAGGUUCGAAGCUGUCAAGAAGCUAAAAGAGAUGAGCUUUCGCAUCUAAAUGAAGAGGACGAUUCGGAGGAACACAUGGAUCUUGCAUCCACAAAUGUUUCAUGGAUCUUGCUCUCUUCUUGGUUUACAGACUUACUUUGGGCAAAUCUUUUCUGAUUGCCAAACACGUUAUCUUUUUUCAAGUUUUAGAUUUCUUUCUUUGAUUUUGUAGACGAACACUAAGCAGAGAACCAUUAAUCGUGUUGUAAACACUACUAGGCAGACUAUAAAUUUUUUUAUAUGUUCAAUUAAAAUUAAUAUACUAUUGAAAGAUGUUUUUAUUUAUA